UUUCUUUCUUUGUCUUUCUCUCUAUCUCUCUCUAUCUCUCUUGUUACAAUGGCAGAAAACUUGCCGUACGAGAUUCUCGCCCUCAUUGCAAUCCAUGUCAAAAGAGACAGCGGAUUUACUUGUGCCCUAGUCUGUAAACAUUGGACAGAACCCUUUUUAAACGCAUACUGGAACUACCUGAGUGUUGAUAAACGCAUCAUAAAACAAAUUUGCAGUAAAUCCAACCUGAAUAAUGUCUAUCUCAAAAAUGCACAGCGUGUACGGAAAUUACACUUUGAAUAUCUAUCGAUAGAUGACAUCGAUUCUUUUUCGGAGUUGCAGCAAGUUUACCAGAGCAUAAAGCGCCUUGAAUACUUUGAAUCAUAUAAAAACAAGCAGAUUUUUGAAAUAAUUGAUUGGAACCUUUGGAAGCCGUUAUCACAUUUGAAAAUAAGCUUCGAGUAUAAAACCCCUGACACGUUGAAAGACCUUUUUACAAAGUUGUCGGUAUUGCCUUGUCUUACUCAUUUUACACUCAAGUCAACCUUGGAUUCCUGGGAUGAGAAAAAAAUUCUUGCUGUUUCAUGGUCGCAUAUUGAAUCACUUCACCUUCAUUUGUCACGGCUGGAGUAUCUAGACGUUGACUUUAUGCUUGCAUCGAUACCAAAGGAUGACAUGGAACUAAUAAAGAAAGUUACUCCAGCACACACUGUCACAAAUAUCCGCUAUAAUGAUUACAUUGAUGCUCCCAGGAUAUUUUACUUUGCACUCAAGUACCCAAAUCUACGCAGUAUUGAAUUUGGAAAAGAUGCUAAAGCGAAACCAAGACAUUCAAAUGAUUACGAUCAACAACAAUAUCUAAAAGACAUCCGAUUACUAUCAACUCUUGACCAGUUCUUUCCUUGCUUAAAAAAUGUACAUACAUACCCAGAAGCUUACAAUAGGUGGCCAUUCUCUAUAUUCUGCGACACUCUGCAACAUUUUGGAGUAAAUACGGAGUGUGUCAAAUUUCACCUUUACACAAGUAAUCGAGUCUCAUUGAAUGCCCUCAGCAAGUGCUUGAAACCGAUCGCCGAAUCAUUGAGGAUUUCAUGGCAGCAUAUCUUUUUUGCUGAAGAUACUGAGUCAAUUACAGAUCACUUCAUUUUAUACCCAAACCUAGUUGAAUUACACAUGGACACGCAUUGUCAGAUUGAAAUAGACGUUAUUCUCAAUAAAUGUCCAGUAUUACGAUUACUGGAUAUAAAAAACUCCAGAAUACGUCUGUCCGGCCAACCACAAUAUGUCCACAAUGACAGCCUACACCCUUUGCAAAAAGUGGAAAUUAAAAGCGCUAAAACAAGUACACUCAUCCUAGAAUACAUAUCCUUCCAUUGUAGACAGCUCAAGUUCAUGAAACUAGAUCAAGUUUGGUUCAAUGCAUAUGAUAUGGGGGAAAAUGGACAGCUACUUCUUGAUAUCGGUUUCUCACAAUUGAAAACACUCAUACUUUACAAUAUCAGAUCAGGCGUUGACAUUGUCAGUCAUUGUGUUAUUGAGCAGAUGGGCAAUACCAAUCGCAAUCUAUCGUAUCCAGACUAUAAUGAACAGCCAGUUCGGUCAAAUUGGUAUUACAUAUGCUUAGACGAAUCAAAGCAAAGAAAAAUAGCGUUGGCAUGGGAGCUUGAGAAAUCCGAUGUUGAAUUUGCUAAAAAAUACUGCAAAGACUUUGUACGCAGAAAAAAUCACGACAGAAAACACAAAUCCAUGGAACAUAAUUAUUGUAACCGUGCACCCAAAAAACUUUGGAAAAAGGAUCUUCAGUAUGGCGUCUUUGUUGUUCGAUCAGGAUCUGUUGAAAACUACUUUCUUGAUAGUAAAAGAGUAUAGUAAAGGAAAAGAUUGAAGUCUAUUAUUAUUGUGUCCUCAACAGACUUGUAAAUAAUACUAUACUAAAUCUGCUCACGGAUUGGAAUAAAUACCUAAUAAAUUCUCAGUUU
Messenger RNA from Phycomyces blakesleeanus NRRL 1555(-), 1958 nucleotides. RefSeq lists its product as hypothetical. Bases 49 to 1848 code for a protein of 599 amino acids. The record is from RefSeq and is a predicted model, not a curated record. Gene Ontology annotation, molecular function: protein binding. The transcript has a single exon. NCBI's taxonomy places the organism in Eukaryota, Fungi, Mucoromycota, Mucoromycetes, Mucorales, Phycomycetaceae.